Molecule: messenger RNA, 798 nt
Organism: Rotaria sp. Silwood2
Lineage: Eukaryota; Metazoa; Rotifera; Eurotatoria; Philodinida; Philodinidae
Source: the annotation of a GenBank genome assembly
AUGAGUAUGUGGUAUGCCAUAAGCAAUAUGAUGGGACAUGGUGAGCAUUAUCAUCCUGUGACAGCCGCUGGUCGUGUAUUAGCUAUCGGUUUAUAUAUCGUGAGUUUAAUUCUUGUUGCAACGUAUACAGCGAACCUAGCAUCGGAUCUGACGACAUCUAAAGCAAAGAAUAUCAUAUCUGGUAUUGAUGAUAUCAAAAAUGGAAAAAUACCAUAUCAUCGUAUUGGUAUUUGCGUAGGUACGACUAGUGAAGAUUAUUAUUUACGAGAAAUUUCCGGUGGUAGACGAACCUUUUAUCCCUUAGCAUCUCGUCAGGAACUCUAUGAUAGUCUACUCCAUGGUAUCAUCGAUGCAUCGUUCAUGGAUAUUGGUGUGGCAGAAUAUGUUACGAACAAUAUCUAUUGUAAUUUAACUUUAGUUGGUAGUGAUUUUGAUAGGAACACUUUCGGUAUUGUCUUUUCGAAGGAAUGGCUCUAUGGAAAAGACUUAGAUUUGAGUAUAUUAUCACUGAGAGAGUCUGGAGCUCUAGAUGAUUUGAAAAAGAAAUGGUUUCAAAUGAAUAACUGUCCGGAUACAUCGGAGACAUCUAAUGGUAUGCGAAUCGAAGAUAUGAGUGGUCUAUUUCUUACCUUUGCCAUUAUCAGUGUACUAUCAUUAACUUUAUUUGCAUGGAAGAAGCGCUCUAUGAUAAAGGACUGUCUGUGGAGACGAUUAUGUCGACAGAAAUUAGUCAUUCAACCUCAUUCUCCUAUGGUGAAGAGUUCACAAGACGUUUUAUCUACGGUAGUGAAGAUUUAA